Molecule: messenger RNA, 807 nt
Organism: Aspergillus terreus NIH2624
Lineage: Eukaryota; Fungi; Ascomycota; Eurotiomycetes; Eurotiales; Aspergillaceae
Product: GILT family protein
Exons: 3
Coding region: 1-807 (268 amino acids)
Molecular function (GO): oxidoreductase activity, acting on a sulfur group of donors, disulfide as acceptor
Source: RefSeq, a predicted model, not a curated record
AUGGAAAAGACACAGUUGUCGCAUUCUCAUCCACAUUCCGUCUCACCCGAAAGGUCCACGCGACCGAGUCCCAGCAAAGUCCGAAGGGUCGUCCACGCCGCGGUUGGCUUGAGCUUCGCUCUGUUACUCUUCCUCUAUAUCCCCCGAAGUGGUCUGCUUUCAUCACACCAGACGAUCAGGCGGUUCCAUUGUGGAUUCUUCUCUUCGCCCGAUAACGAUGCGCAACGAUUGAUACGUCCUAUGGAGCCUCUAGAGGAUCGAACUCACCAUGCGAACAAGGUUCCUCUGGAGGCUCACAUCAUGAGUAAAUGCCCUGACGCUCAGUACUGUCUUCGGAAAUUGGUCGUUCCAACUAUGGAACGAGUCAGCGACCUGGUUGAUUUUAACCUUGCUUUCAUUGCAAAUGUCUCCGACAAAUCGUCGGGCAUAACUUGCAUGCACGGACCUGAGGAAUGUGUUGGUGACUCGCUCAUUCUAUGCGCGGAGAACCUCCCUUUCAACCCGGAUGGCGACUCUACCGAGCCCAUCCGCAUGCCAACCAUCCGUUCUCUCGGUUUCGCCAAUUGCCUCAUCAGUUCGUACCAGGAGAUCCCUGACCGCGAAUUGGUUCACCAUUGUGCCUUGCAACAUGGAAUCGACUUUGAAGCUCUGAAUGCCUGCGUCAGCAGACAGGAAGAUGAUCCGAACGGUAAAGAGCUCAGUGGCCUUGCCCUGUUGCGGGAGAGCGCUCUCCAUAGUGCCGAGCUUGGUGUCAAAACCAGCUGCACGCUCCGUUUGGACGACGAGGUGUGUAUGUUCUUGACAUGA